Penicillium angulare is the source of this 387-nucleotide messenger RNA. RefSeq lists its product as uncharacterized. The record is from RefSeq and is a predicted model, not a curated record. NCBI's taxonomy places the organism in Eukaryota, Fungi, Ascomycota, Eurotiomycetes, Eurotiales, Aspergillaceae. The coding region runs from base 1 to 387 and encodes 128 amino acids. The transcript has a single exon.
AUGGGUAGAGUUUUGAACGCGUUCACAAGAGUUCGGGAACGGCGCCGCACCAAACAGUUCAAACUGAACCAUGUACCAUUGUGUACACCGCAGUCGGCCCUUGACAAGAAGAUUUUCUUCCCCAACUGGCAGCCUAGACCAGAAUGGAAACACCGUCGAGGCGUUGACUUUGUUGGUAACGCUUGUUGGAUUUUCACGAGCCCAGACGACCCAACCCUUCGUCUUGACGAAAUGCAACUGAAACUUUACCGAAAUCUUUCUUUCCAGCCGGUAUUCGAGAAUGGCGGAAUCAUAUACAAGCGCGCCGAUGACCCUCCGCUCACGUGCAUCACGAGUCCAACUGCUUUGGACACCGCAAAGCCGUAUUGUGCGGGGACUUACCGAUAG